Messenger RNA from Didymella exigua CBS 183.55, 2112 nucleotides. Its product is annotated as E3 ubiquitin-protein ligase bre1. Gene Ontology annotation, cellular component: HULC complex; nucleus. Gene Ontology annotation, molecular function: ubiquitin protein ligase activity. NCBI's taxonomy places the organism in Eukaryota, Fungi, Ascomycota, Dothideomycetes, Pleosporales, Didymellaceae. The record is from RefSeq and is a predicted model, not a curated record. The transcript is spliced from 3 exons. Bases 1 to 2112 code for a protein of 703 amino acids.
AUGGAGGACCGCAAGAGGCCCAGUGCGCACGACGACUCGGCCCCGCCUGCGAAAAGGCAAGCUGUGACCGUCAACGGUGCUCGCUCGCAUCCAGACGCUGACAUGCCAUGGAAAGAUGAUAUCGAGGCCUACCAGAAAGAUGCCAUCCUGCGCCAGAUGCGCGAGUACAAGCGGGAGAAGGCUACCCUCGAGGCCCACCUGCACGAGGUGGAAGCCCGCUCGAGCUAUCACGACGACGAGCUGCGGACUAUCGAUGCAUGGUUCGACCAGCUUGUUGACGAGAUCAAAAUCUUGAGUGGGGAGACCCUGUCAGGUGACUCUUCAUCUCGAGCCGUCCCUGCCGCGCUCCUGUUUGAAGACAGCGAGACGUUCAGAAGACACCUUUCGAAACGGAAAGAAACAAUCCUGUCGUCGCUGUCCGGCCUCUUCGCCAAGUAUCCCCCCAGGAGCCCGGAUGUUGCUCAUCUCGAGCGCCAGUUGUCUGAGCUGCUGGCUGCGCAGAAGCAGCAUGUUGCACAGUCCCAGAAGAUGAUGACGGAGAAGGAGCAGCUCUCCGACCGCCUGGACACUGCCACCCACCGCUAUCUGGUAGCCGAGAAGAAGAUGGACAGGUUCAAGAGCCAGCAGGUACAGAAACUCGAGCAGUCUGCAGUAGCAUCCACAGGAAAGGACGAGACGCCGUCUGCCGGCGUCAAGAAGGAGGCCACCAACGGCACCACCCCAGAACCAGCCGUCACCGAGGAACUGGAGACGGCAAAGGCUCAGGCUGUAGCCGAAGCCUCCAAGCGGAAAGCACAGCUCGACGAUGUCGAGAAGGAGAAUAGGAGACUGACCGAGGAGCUGUCAGCUCUGAAAGUAAAGCUGACAGGCCUCUCUGACGACGACUACGCCAAGACCGAUCUGUUCAAGGCAUUGAAGUCUCAGCACGAGGACGUCAUCAAGAGGAUCAAUAACCUGGAGGCAACCAACAUUCAACUACGGGAAGAGGCACAGAAGUACCAGGCCGAGCGAACUGCAUACCGGAUAAAGAUCGACGACGAAUCGCGGUCCUCGCUGGCUGAGUCUGAGAGCGCCGUGUCACAGGCUGAAGCGAAUCUUGCACGCAUCCGACACGCGCGAGACGAGCUGAUAGCCAGGAACAACACUCUCGAGGCUAGUCACAAGGACAGCGAAGCCUCAAACGCCCAGACCAAGGAGCUCGUGGGUGCUUGCGAGAGCCGUAUUGCAGCACUGGAGUCUGAAUGCGAACGGCUGCGCCUGCAGAUUGCCCAAAUCCAACCAGGAGAACGUGUGGAGACGGACGAGUCAAGACCCGAGCAGUCGCCGAGUAAAAUCGCCAACCUGGAGAACCAGCUCAGGCUUCUAAGCGGCGAGCUGCCGUCGAUGGAGUCUGCUUGGAAAAAGGCGCAGGCGGUCGCAGGAAAGAAGAUUGCCGACCUGGCAGCCUGGGAGGAAAACAUGGCAAGAGCAAACGCAGACAAGGCCAAGGCCGACCAGAAGUUCUUCGCCGCCAUGAAGGCAAAGGGCGAGAUGGAGCAGCAGACGCGCAUCCUGCGCCUCCAAGCCUCCAAGUCGACCGAGGUCGUCGCGCAGCUGAAGGAAGCCGACUCCCUCAGCCGCUCGCUCGUCGACAAGCUCGAGAAGCAAACGGCCGAGAUGCGGUCCCAAAUGGACGACCUCUCGGCGACGCACCGCCAGCUCCAGCAGAAAAUCGCCGACAACGCGCUCGCCUCGGCAGCCCACAGCGCCCAAGUCGCCGAGCUGAAGAAGCUCGUCGACGCAAAGGACGCCGCGUACCUGGCGGCGCGCCACUCGCAGCGCGAAGCGUGCACGGCCCGCGACGGGCUCGCCGCGCAGGUCGACGGACUCACGGAGCAGAUCAAGGUGUGGAAGAAGAAGAGCAAGGGCGAGCAGAGCGUCGAGGCCGCCCUCAUGGAGUCGAUGCUGCAGUGCCAGAUCUGCAAGAGCCGCGUCAAGAACACGUGCAUCAAGACGUGCGGCCACCUCUUCUGCCACGACUGCGUCCAGGACCGCCUCACCAACCGCGCCCGCAAGUGCCCCAACUGCGGCAAGGCCUUUGGCAGCAACGACACCAUGCGCGUCCAUCUGUAG